Molecule: messenger RNA, 1826 nt
Organism: Rhododendron vialii
Lineage: Eukaryota; Viridiplantae; Streptophyta; Magnoliopsida; Ericales; Ericaceae
Product: protein DETOXIFICATION 29-like
Exons: 8
Coding region: 69-1616 (515 amino acids)
Biological process (GO): xenobiotic detoxification by transmembrane export across the plasma membrane
Cellular component (GO): vacuolar membrane
Molecular function (GO): xenobiotic transmembrane transporter activity; antiporter activity
Source: RefSeq, a predicted model, not a curated record
CCCCCCCUCAGCCCCCCCACCCCCCGCCCCCCCUUUCUCUCUCUAGAUUUCUCUAUUGGCGGCGAGCGAUGGAGAAUCACAACACACAGCCACUUCUCUCUCCAAGUGAGGACAACCGAACUUCCGAAAGCUACGAGCAAAUCCUCCGGCCCAGCACUUCUUCCUUUUCGUCCUUCACCGCCGAUCCCGACGACAUAACUCCUGUCGCCGGCGUCGGGGACUUCUUCAAGAAAUUCGGCGUGGAGUCCAGAAAGCUGUGGUACCUGGCUGGACCUGCCAUCUUCACCAGCAUCUGCCAAUACUCCCUCGGCGCAAUCACCCAAGUCUUUGCUGGCCAGGUCGGGACUAUCGAACUUGCCGCCGUCUCCGUCGAGAACUCCGUCAUCGCCGGUUUCUCUUUCGGCCUCUUGUUGGGCAUGGGGAGUGCAUUGGAGACUCUCUGUGGGCAAGCUUUUGGGGCAGGCCAACACGACAUGCUCGGAAUCUACAUGCAACGUUCAUGGGUCAUUCUUACCUGCACGGCCUUCGUCGUGAUGUUCUUAUACAUUUUCGCUACCCUGCUUCUACAACUCAUAGGCCAGACCGAGGCCAUAUCGGAAGCCGCGGGGACUUUUGCGGUGUGGAUGAUUCCCCAACUCUACGCCUACGCGAUCAAUUUCCCGAUCGCGAAAUUCCUACAGUCGCAGAGCAAGAUCAUGGUGAUGGCGUGGAUUGCCGCCGUGGCUCUGGUUUUGCACACUCUGUUUAGCUGGCUUUUGAUGUUGAAACUGGGGUGGGGACUGGUGGGCGCCGCCAUAGUGCUGAAUGCGUCGUGGUUGUUCAUCGUGAUUGCCCAACUAGUGUAUAUAUGGAGUGGGACCUGUGGGAGAGCUUGGACGGGAUUUUCGUGGAAGGCGUUUCAAAAUCUCUGGGGCUUUGUUAGGUUGUCUCUUGCAUCGGCUGUGAUGCUCUGCUUAGAAGUAUGGUACUUCAUGGCUUUGAUCCUCUUUGCUGGUUACUUGAAGAACGCAGAAGUUUCGGUUGAUGCAUUAUCAGUAUGCAUGAACAUAUUAGGUUGGACAAUCAUGGUAGCUUUGGGAUGCAAUGCAGCCAUAAGUGUAAGAGUGUCGAAUGAAUUAGGCGCAGCGCAUCCGAGAACUGCGAAAUUCUCAGUGGUGGUGGUGGUGUUAACUUCAUUUUCGAUUGGGCUUGUAAUCUCACUCAUUCUGUUCCUGGCUCGAAAUGUGUAUCCAUCCUUGUUUUCAAGCAGUGAAGAAGUACAAGAACUUGUCUAUAACCUCACUCCUUUGUUGGGAACCUGCAUUAUUAUUAACAACGUUCAACCUGUUCUCUCAGGGGUGGCAAUUGGAGCAGGUUGGCAAGCCGUGGUUGCUUAUGUGAAUAUAGCAUGUUACUAUGUAUUGGGCGUUCCUUUGGGGCUUCUAAUGGGUUUCAAACUCAACUUGGGUGUGAAGGGGAUUUGGAUUGGCAUGCUGUUAGGAACGGUUGUUCAAACUAUUGUCCUAUUUGUGAUGAUUUAUCGAACCAACUGGAAUAAAGAGGCUUCUAUAGCUGGGAAUAGAAUAAGACAAUGGGGUGGAGAAACAGAUGACAAAGUGAACGACAUAGAGAAAUGAAAUGAAUGAGAGAGAGAGAGAGAGAGAGAGAGGCAUAUAUCGCAUGAAAUUGAGGAGAGUAGUGUCUGAAAUUUUGGCAAAGUUCAUUGAAGUUGCUAAGAUAGCAUUACUGCAAUUUUUUUUUGUUGUUGUUGUUCUUUAUAAAAGGCAAUUUCUUUGUAGAAAUCUCGAGGUGGGUGCCUAUUUAAUUCGCAGCUUGGAUUGAAAUUA